UUUCUUUCUGCCUCCCCUCCUGUCUCCUUCCUCCCACUGCCUUCCUUUGCUACUGCCGCUGCUGCUCACCGCCGUGUGCACUCCAGCACAGCCUCCACAACCCGAGGUAUCAGUCAUCUGAAACGCAGCCAUCUGGAACUCAACGUCACGCCGCACAGGACCGCUCCAGCGCCGCACGGCUGCAGCUCGUGGGUCCUCGCCAGCUUCGCCACGGGCGCCACUGGACUCCGGCGUCAACGCUUCCCGCUUCCGCGCCUGAAAUGAGAAUUUUAUUGCACAUUAUACAGCUUAAUGAGGAAACCCAGAAUGGCUUUCGGGAUUAACCUCUGCUCCUGGUAGAACCACCUACGAGUCCGCGCUCGUCGUCUCGCGGCCCGGGGGAACCUCACGAUGCGCGUGGGUCCCGCUCUCCUUUAAAACAAGCCCGCCUGCUCCGGACCAUGACCCUGCGAGGAUCUACGGGGGCGGUGUUGCGUUAGCUUGGAUUUGACGCCUGCUCUGCGAGGAGCGCCGCGCAGGUCUGCGGCGGCGCCGACGGCGGCCGCGGCGCCGGACGUGGGGGGACGUUGCCACCAGCUUUACCGAAGCACCCGCCACCAUGAGGAUGCCCAGCACCUCCCGUCUCUGUCCCGUCCUGGUCUGCCUCUGCUUCGUGCAGAGGUACUGCGGGGCCAGCCACCACCCUCCCACCAAAGUGCCCUCCAAGAACCAGACGCGGCUGCCGAACGGGGAGGCCGAGGUGCACCACCGGCUGAAGCGGGGCUGGAUCUGGAACCAAUUCUUUGUUUUAGAAGAACACAUGGGGCCGGACGCACAAUACGUGGGCAAGCUUCAUUCCAACUCAGAUAAAGGCGAUGGAUCAGUCGAGUACAUUUUAACUGGAGAAGGAGCCGGGACUAUAUUUGUCAUCAAUGAAGUGACUGGAGAUAUUCAUGCCACUAAGAGCUUGGAUCGGGAAAGGAAAACACAUUAUGUCCUCCAUGCGCAAGCGUUGGAUCGCAACACAAAGAUGGCGCUGGAACCAGAGUCGGAAUUCAUCAUCAAAGUACAAGACAUCAAUGACAACGCACCCAAAUUUCCAGAUGGACCCUUUGUAGCUACGGUGCCUGAGAUGUCUGAAGUGGGCACGUCUGUGUUACAAGUCACAGCGAGCGACGCCGAUGACCCCACCUAUGGAAACAGCGCCAGGAUAGUCUACAGCAUCCUACAAGGACAGCCAUAUUUCUCCGUCGACCCCAAAACAGGAAUCAUCAGGACCGCCUUAGCGAACAUGGACCGGGAAGCCAGAGAACACUACACCGUCGUUAUCCAAGCCAAAGACAUGGCGGGUCAGGUCGGAGGCCUCUCUGGAUCCACCACCAUCAACAUUACCCUGACCGACGUCAACGACAACCCGCCCAAGUUCCCUCAAAAAAAUUACCAACUGUACGUCCCUGAAUCCGCUCAAGUAGGGAAACCAGUUGGCAAGAUCAAAGCCAAUGACGAGGACCUUGGCAUUAAUGCAGACAUCAAGUACAGCAUUAUUAACUCAGAGGGGGCCAACAUGUUCUCCAUAUCCACAGACAGGGACACAAGGGAGGGAAUAAUCAGCCUUAAAAAGCCCCUGAACUACGAGAGGAAGAAGACCUACACUCUCCACAUCGAGGGGACCAAUACUCACGUGGAUCCUCGUUUUUCCCAUCUGGGUCCUUUCAAAGACACCGCCACUCUUAAGAUCACAGUGGGGGAUGUGGACGAAGCGCCUGUCUUCUCUAUGGAUACCUAUAUAUUGGAUGUAUAUGAGAACGCACCGAGUGGCACGGAGGUGGGCGCCGUUACAGCCCAGGACCCUGACAGCAGGAAUAGUCCUGUCAGGUAUUUCAUGGACAGCAAAGAGGAAGGAGAAAGGUACUUCAGAAUCGAUGAGACCAGUGGAGUUAUAUGGACGACGCAGCCGCUGGACAGAGAAGACACGCCCUGGCACAACGUCACUGUGAUGGCCUCGGAGGUUGACAACCCCAGCCUCCUUAGUCACGUUCCUGUUACCGUCCAGGUCCUGGACGUGAAUGACAAUCCGCCAGAAAUAGCUACAGAGGAGGAGGUCAUUGUGUGCGAGAGCUCAAGGCCGGGACAGGUGAUCCAGACCAUCACGGCCGUGGAUAAGGACGACUUUGCCAACGGACAGCGGUUCUCCUUUGAUCUGCCGAGUCAGCUGCCAGUUAAUCCCAACUUCACCCUGAAGGACAAUGACGACAGCACAGCCAGCAUCAUCGCCAGGCGGCGGCGGUUCAACCAUCUGACCCAGGAGCGGUAUGAGCUGCCCAUUGUGGUGCAGGACAGCGGGGAGCCGUCGCUGAGCGGCACCAGCACGCUGACCCUGCGGGUGUGUCCGUGCCAGCGCCACGGCCGGGUCCGGAUGUGCCAGGGCGAGGCCUUCCUCUCGUCGGCGGGCCUCAGCACGGGGGCGCUCAUCGCCAUCCUGCUGUGCAUCGUCAUCCUGCUGGCCAUCGUGAUUCUCUUCAUCACCCUGAGGCAGAACAAGAAGGAGCCCCUCAUCAUCUCCGAGGAGGACAUCAGGGAGAACGUGGUCACCUACGACGACGAGGGCGGGGGCGAGGAGGACACCGAGGCCUUCGACAUCAUCGCCCUCCGUAACCCGGCUGCCGCAGAGGAGCUCAAGUUCCGGCGGGACGUGCGCCCCGAGGCCAGGCAGCACGGCGGCCCGGCCCGCAGCUGCAGGAGCCCGUCGGUGGAGCUGGACGAGGUGGACGUGCACGAGUUUAUCAAGCAGAAACUGGUGGAGGCCGACUUGGACACUAGCGUGCCGCCCUACGACUCCCUCCAGACGUACGCCUACGAAGGUCAGGGCUCGCCCACGGGAACCAUCAGCCCGUUGGACUCUCCCGGCACGCAGUCAGAACAGGAUUAUAACUACUUGGACGAUUGGGGACCCGAGUUCCAGAAACUGGCUGAACUCUACGGAGAGGCAGAGUCGGAGAUGACAACCUAGUCUGUGGUUUCCCUCCCGUCCAAACCAAAUCUGUUUGAAAACCAUUUUUCAGAUUUUCAGUAAACAGUAUAAACAGAGAUACUGUCAAACUGUGCUGGUGGUUUUCGACUUCUACCGUUGAACUUCUACUGAAAGACUGCUCUAUUUUUCUUUUGUUUUGUCGCUUUGGAUCAUGGAUCGCUCAUCUGGAAGUAUUGAAUCAGAUUUUGAGAUGGAAAAACAACUAUAUGGGGAAAAAGGAAAAUGGUAUUUUCCUUGGUGUAUAUUUUUUAUUGCUCAAUAAAGUCCUUAAAUCCAUAUGAGUGGAUAUGUGAA
Betta splendens (Siamese fighting fish) is the source of this 3304-nucleotide messenger RNA. Its product is annotated as cadherin-18. The transcript is spliced from 13 exons. The record is from RefSeq and is a predicted model, not a curated record. Gene Ontology annotation, cellular component: plasma membrane; catenin complex; adherens junction. Gene Ontology annotation, biological process: homophilic cell-cell adhesion; adherens junction organization; multicellular organism development. Gene Ontology annotation, molecular function: cadherin binding; calcium ion binding. The coding region runs from base 599 to 2989 and encodes 796 amino acids. NCBI's taxonomy places the organism in Eukaryota, Metazoa, Chordata, Actinopteri, Anabantiformes, Osphronemidae.